This is a messenger RNA of Jaminaea rosea, 1653 nucleotides long. RefSeq lists its product as hypothetical. Gene Ontology annotation, molecular function: acyltransferase activity, transferring groups other than amino-acyl groups. The transcript has a single exon. The coding region runs from base 38 to 1561 and encodes 507 amino acids. The record is from RefSeq and is a predicted model, not a curated record. NCBI's taxonomy places the organism in Eukaryota, Fungi, Basidiomycota, Exobasidiomycetes, Microstromatales.
CGUUUCUCUGUUUACUUUCCUUCCUUUCCCCCAUUCCAUGCCCUCACACGAAAUAACGCGCAACCCCACUCGCCUCAUCCAUGCGGCUCACCCACCUCUCGCGGGGUUCCCAUCACGAUGGGCCCUAGGCCCGAUGGACUACUAUCUCGGCCCAGGCAUCCCGAUUGUCGUCGUCUUCGUCUAUGAGGCUGGGCAGGGCGGCGAAGAGGCGGGGAGCGUCGUACCGGUCCAUCGACUGGAGAAGGCUAUGCGCUACCUCCUGGACUCUCACCCGCACUUCACCGGUCGAUUCAUCGCAGAGGCUGGAGAGGCAAAGGAACCCUGCAUCGCUCAGCUGGGAAGCGGGGCCGCCCUCAUCGAGGCAAACAGCUCUGCGCGCCUCGACUCCUUCGUCAGACCCGAGGGAGGUGACUACAUUACCACCUCGUUCCCUCCCGACCUUGUGCCCCCCUACGAGCCCACCGCCGAGUACCUGGCCCACAAUCCCUUCUUCGCCGUGCAGCACACCCGCUUCUCUUGCGGCGGGGUGGCCCUCGCGAUCAGGAUGGCGCACGCGGUUGUGGAUGGAGAGGGGUUCUUUAGCGUUGUGCGUGACCUGGCGACUGUGUACAGGCAGCUGAGCGCGGGAGUGGAGAAACCGCAGCUGGACCACGCGCCGAGCAUCAGGCCUUACAUGGCCGACUGGGCUAGCGGGGCGAGCGAGGAAGAGAGGGAGGAGGCGCGAAGCUGGAAGUCGAGGGGGUACAAGCUGGCCGGCGAGGAUUGGAAGGAGGGUAGUAACGGCGUAACCCAAUCCACGCCCGUAAUUGAGAGCGACUCACCACCCCCCGACCCGGAUCCCGUCCAAGGUCGAGUUCUGCGCUUCUCCCCGACCCAACUCGCCUCCCUCAAACAGGCCGCCUUGCCCCACACCCACACGGAAGGACAGUACAUCACAACAUUCGACGCCCUCUUCGCCCAUCUCCUCCAGCUCACCUAUCGAGCACGCUCCUCCCCGCAUCGCAACCCGGCUGCGCAACCUACAAUUUGCAACUUCCUCACCCCCUCCUCCUGGCGCGCGCGACUCGGCCUACCCGCGCACCACACGCCUAACACCUGUUUUGUCAAUUUCGCCUCUCUCGACCCGCAAGAAGUACUCCAAGGCCCCGUAGACAGGAUAGCGACUGCGGUUCACUCGGUUAGCCGCGGGUUGAGCCUCGGGGACGCGCAGGCGGAGUUGAGAUGGCUGUGCGCUCAAAGGGACAAGGGACGCGUUCAGCUCGCCUACGAGUACGGCGAGGGGAGUCUUAUGCUGAGCGCUUGGCAUAGGAUGGACGUAUAUGCUGCUGGGACGCUGGAUGAUGCACUGGUACCGGCCGUCGUGUCUACGCCUUUCACGAGCGUGAGCCUGGUGGAUGGACUGGGGUACUUUUUGCCUGUGCCGCCAAAGGUGGGAAAGCAAGGAGAGGGAGCAGGAAUAGAUGUUGCGCUCGCGUUGAAGGGGUCUGUUUGGCGGGAGAUUGAUCGUGCGUUGGGAAAGAAGGGGGAAGAGGGGAAGAGGUCGUUCACGUACGUGGGGUGACAGUGCGGAGACGCAGAGACAAGAAGAUACCAUUGCAUAGCAUUUCUCGCACCACUGCAGCACGGAGAAGGACAGUCGAGCAACGCUCGAGA